AUGUCCCACCAGACCUCCCGCUCCUCCCCCUCGCACGCUCCCUCCCCCUCGCAAUCCAUCGACCCAAUCCACAACAUCGCACGAACGACCUUCCCCGUCCUCGCCGAGCCCUUUCUGGUGGACCACAACUACGAGUUCGUCAAGGAGCUGGGACAAGGCGCGUAUGGAGUUGUUUGUUCGGCGAGGAACAAGCUCACGGGCGACCAGGUCGCGAUCAAGAAGGUGACGAAGGUCUUCCAGAAGAAGAUCCUGACCAAGCGAGCAUUGCGGGAGAUCAAGUUGCUGCACCACUUCCGCGGUCACAAAAAUAUCACAUGCCUGUACGACCUCGACCUCGUGGACCCAACCAACUUCGACUCGAUCUACCUGUACGAAGAGUGCAUGGAGGCUGACUUGCAUGCGAUCAUCCGCUCGGGACAGCCGUUGUCGGACGCGCACUUCCAGAGCUUCAUCUACCAGACUUUGUGCGGGCUGAAGUACAUCCACUCGGCGCACGUCCUGCAUCGUGACCUCAAGCCCGGCAACCUCCUCGUAAACGCCGAUUGUGAGCUCAAGAUCUGCGACUUUGGUCUCGCGCGCGGAUUCGACCAGGACGCUGCCGCAGCGGACGGCCAGCAGCAGGGCUUCAUGACCGAGUAUGUCGCGACGAGGUGGUACAGGGCGCCGGAGAUCAUGCUCAGUUUUGCGAACUAUACGACGGCGAUCGACAUCUGGUCCGUCGGCUGUGUCCUCGCCGAACUCCUUGGCGGCCGACCGAUCUUCAAGGGCAAGGACUACAUCGACCAGCUCAACAUCGUCUUGCACUUCCUCGGCACGCCCUCCGACCGCACCUUGCGCCGCGUCGGUUCCCCACGCGCACAAGACUACAUCCGUUCGCUCCCCUACAAGCUGGGCGUCCCGCUCGUCCAGCUCUUCCCGCAAGCGAACCCGCUCGCUCUCGACCUCCUCGCGAAACUCCUUGCUUUCGACCCGCACGAACGCAUCUCGUGCGAAGACGCCUUGCUGCACCCUUACCUCUCGGUGUGGCACGAACCGGCCGACGAGCCUGUCUGUCCCGAGAAAUUCGACUUUGGGUUCGAAGAGGAGGAGACGGUUGAUGGGAUGCGGAGGUUGAUCGUUGAGGAGGUCGAGUCGUUUAGGAGGCUCGUCAGGCCGGGGAUGCAGCAGGCGCCUCCUCCUCCGCAGCAGCAAGCGCAGGGACAGAACGUCCAGCACGGUCAGAGGAGGCAAGAUCCGAUGCCGCAGCUCCCGAAGCGGGACGACAUGCUUGCGACGCCGACGAACAACGGGGCAAGGUAUGAGGAGUAUGGGCGCGUGCAGCGGGGUGGGGAGGGCCCGGUUGAGGAGCAUCCUGGUAUGGAGCUGGAUCGGGAACUCGCGUAUGGGGUCGGUGGACGGUGA
This is a messenger RNA of Rhodotorula toruloides NP11, 1401 nucleotides long. RefSeq names its product mitogen-activated protein kinase 7. The coding region runs from base 1 to 1401 and encodes 466 amino acids. Gene Ontology annotation, biological process: protein phosphorylation; intracellular signal transduction. Lineage: Eukaryota; Fungi; Basidiomycota; Microbotryomycetes; Sporidiobolales; Sporidiobolaceae. The record is from RefSeq and is a predicted model, not a curated record. The transcript has 9 exons. Gene Ontology annotation, molecular function: ATP binding; MAP kinase activity. Gene Ontology annotation, cellular component: nucleus; cytoplasm.